GUAUUGAAAAAUUCGUUCAUUCAAAAAAUUUUCCCGAAACCGGAGAUGUUACGAUAGGAGUUUGGAUUGAUGAUACCAGAUUAGAGAAUGAAAAACCGAAAUAUCAUUGUCUUCCUUCUAAACCCUGGCCGAAAGAUAUCAUCGAUGCUUGGUACGAAGAGCUAAAUCAGCCAGAUAUUUCAGACGUUCAAUUUAACUUGUCAGAAACAACAAUAUUUGCGCGUAGUUCUAUUCUCACAAAACGCUCGGAAUAUUUUCGAAAAAUAAUCGAAGGUAGUUGGAUUGAAGGUUCGCAACGAGGUUCUCAGCAAAAUAAUUAUAAUAAUCGACAUCCAAAUAAAAAUCACACGGAUAAAGAACCAGAAGACGAAUCAGAAUCAUCAAAUGAUGAAGUACGAUUAAACGACGACGGUGACGUGCCUUCCCAAGAAGGAAAAAAAUAUCAGAUAAAUAUACCCGAUAUUCAUCAGGAAACUUUUAUGGAAUUACUUCGAUUCCUUUAUACGAAUCACGUUGAAUUCGAUUCCAACUCUUUACAUAAGAGACCAAUUGAUAUAUUUAUCGUAGCAGAUAAAUAUCUUGUAACCGAAUUAAGACAAAUAGCGAAAUCUAAAAUCUUUAAUGAAUUAACUGUUGAAAAUGCAGCAGAAUUUUUGUUUGGAAUAGUCUGGCAAUGGUCUGAUUUAAAAUCAGAUGUUAUGAAAUAUGUUGCCGGAGAAUUUCAAAAGAUUAGAAAAACUGAAGGAUUUGAACAAUCGCAUGCCUCUGAGUCUAAUGGAUAUCUUGUGACUCCAUUGGACGUCGCUACAGGGGAUAAUGAUCCAGAAGCUACUUCAUAUCCUCCUCAAAUAAAUUCAUCCGCAUCUCCUAAUGAAUUUAAUCGUUCUCGUUGGCAAUUGAUAAGAGAACAUGUUUUGGUCGAGAAAAAUGUACCUCCUUCACCUCCUCAGCCGUCCGUUCUUGCCGAUGAUGGAGUUGAAGAAUUUUAUUCACCAACCUCUACAAAAAUUGAAUCACCAAUAACGCCAAAGCGGGAUAAUUAUCCAAACAGUCCUUUGCGAGUUUUACGUUCUAAGGCUGUUGUACAACAGCGUUCAGAUAUUAAUAAAUUGGAAAAGGAAAUUGAAAAAGUCUUGUCUAGAAAAUAUGGUAGUAAUGCAUUGACUGGAAUGAAUGGGAACUUUGCGAAUGCUUCUUUAAGUUCGCUACCUACAAGCGAUAUUGUAGGUAAAG
Messenger RNA from Racocetra fulgida, 1233 nucleotides. NCBI's taxonomy places the organism in Eukaryota, Fungi, Glomeromycota, Glomeromycetes, Diversisporales, Gigasporaceae. The record is from the annotation of a GenBank genome assembly.